AUGGAGAACAGAGGCCACGGGCAUCAUCUUACACAUGCUCGCAGCACCGCUGCCGUUUUCGAGGCGGUACGCCCGUCACCCCUCCGUCCCAAUAACCACAACAGCGGCCGCCACCUGGCCAUUCAGAGAGCAAGUGCACCGUGUCCGCGGAGGGAACUCUGGAAUGAAAUCCACCGUACUUCUGUCAACCUCGUGCCCCUGGCGCCGCUCGCUGACCGGAGCACAGCUAGCACGCAACGACCAGAAGUUGCGCCCGAACUCGACGUGACGGAGCCGGAGGAGACUAUCAAACGCAAGGCGGCGGAGGUGGUCGCAGUGCGAGGCAGGUUGGACGUCCUCGUGAACAACGCAGGGGAACGCGCCGAAGAGCCUGCUCGAAGAGAGAGGAUCCACGAUGAUGGCCCUGGAUCAGUUCAACGUGUACUUCGGCUAGCUCAGGGACGUCACGCACGCGAUUCUGCCCUAUAUGCGCGAACGCAGAUCUGGGACUGGGACCGGGCGGUCCAGUUCAUCGUCGACGUGGUGCCGGGCGAAGGACGUGCCGUGGGGAGGACGCUUCUGUUCCGGCUGCUGCUCCGGAAUGCGACGGAUGUGAAUGCGAGGGCGCACUCAGAGCGGCUCGCGCAGGAUAUGGAUGCGUGGCAGGACGCCGGGAAGAACCUGGAUUUCGAUGAAGAUCAGGGGCAGGAGGCGCGGGCGCUCGCACGAAAAGGAGGACCUUAG
Molecule: messenger RNA, 723 nt
Organism: Fomitopsis serialis
Lineage: Eukaryota; Fungi; Basidiomycota; Agaricomycetes; Polyporales; Fomitopsidaceae
Exons: 3
Coding region: 1-723 (240 amino acids)
Source: RefSeq, a predicted model, not a curated record